Molecule: messenger RNA, 1788 nt
Organism: Phyllopteryx taeniolatus (common seadragon)
Lineage: Eukaryota; Metazoa; Chordata; Actinopteri; Syngnathiformes; Syngnathidae
Gene: pcolcea
Product: procollagen C-endopeptidase enhancer a
Exons: 9
Coding region: 148-1608 (486 amino acids)
Molecular function (GO): protein binding
Source: RefSeq, a predicted model, not a curated record
UAGCAUCUCUCAUUUGCUCUCGAUCCCUUCGAGAACUAUCCAACCCCCCCGAUCGUUAGGUUGCUCCUCCUUCGAGCCUGCUCCUGAACCUCUUGCCUCAUGCUGCAAACUCCCCCUCUCUUCAAAUAGUAUCUCAGUGAGCGCAUCAUGGUGUCGGCAGGCCUAAUGUGGGGCAUCUCCGUGCUCUUGUCUCUGACUUCGGGGUGGACGCAAGAAGCCCAGCAGACCAACUCCACCAGGCCCGUCUUCCACUGCGGAGGAUCGCUCGUUGCAGAUUCGGGAUUUGUCGGCAGCGAGGGCUUCCCGAGCCAUUAUAGACCAAACAGCAAAUGCACCUGGACCAUCACAGUCCCGGAGGAGAAAGUGGUCAUGCUCACCUUCCGCAUUUUCGACCUGGAGGCAGACUCGCAAUGUCGCUAUGACUACCUGGAUGUCUACAACGGCAAAUCCAACACGGUGCAAAAACUGGGCCGUUUCUGUGGAACCUUCCGGCCCGGCGCUCUUAUUUCCACCACCAACGCGAUGAUGUUGGAGAUGGUAACGGAUGAGGAGACCCACGGUAGAGGCUUUGUGGCCUACUUCAGUGGCGUCCAGCCAUAUGCUGAGGAUCAGCAGUUUUGCGGGGGAAAGACAACAAAAUCGCAGGGCGAGAUCAUGACGCCGAACUGGCCUAUCAAGAAGUAUCCGCCAGGAACCAGCUGCUCUUGGCUCAUCACUGUGGAGCCGGAUAAGGUCAUCCAGGUUCAAUUUGGUAAAUUUGUCUUGGAGUCGGACACCUACUGCCGUUUCGACUAUGUGGCCUUCUUUAACGGCGGAGAAAAAGACGACUCGCGGCUGAUCGGAAAAUAUUGCGGAGAUCGAGCCCCACAGCCAAUCACAACCAACGGCAACGUGCUCCUGGUCCAGUUUGUGUCUGACCUCAGUGUGACAUCUGACGGGUUUCUGGCCACAUACACGAGCCUCCCCCGUGGCGCCGAGCCAUCGGUAGCGCACGGCGCCGGUGCCGAUGCCGGGUCCGUUCCGGCGAGGCCUCCCCUCAAACCCGCCGUACGUGUAGUCCCGACCGGCGCGGCGCCGCCACCUGUCACCACAACCGGAUACGUCCGCCCUCCUGCGCCCGAACCAACUCGGCCGGCCAAACCCGUCAGCCCCGCGCGUGGACGUGGGGCGGGUACCUCGGGUCAGGACAGGAGAGUGGUUGACGCGAGACCAAAUGGGGGACGGCCCGUCGCUCAGAAUCCGCUGUGUGCCAAAGUGUGUGAAAGAGAUGGAACCAUCAAGCCCAGUUUCUGUGCCAGCGAAUUUGUGAUAACCGGGAAGGUGACCUCGCUGGCCCCCGGGCCCCGGGGCACCCUGCUCAUCGGGGUCUCCCUCAUUAAAGCCUACAAAGCCGGGCGGCUAACGAUCACGCAAGCGGGAGAGGCCAUGUCGGUUCGAUUGGUGUCACAAUGCAGGAAGUGCCCGUUGCUCCGCAGAGGUGGAAACUACAUCAUCAUGGGGCAAGUGAACGAGAACGGGCGCGGCAGCCUGCAACCUGGCGCCUUCACAGCGCCGUACAAAGCCCCGCAUCACAAAUUAUUGACAAACAUCAACAACCAGCCGUGUUAACGCAACAAAUCUGCCCACAACACAAUGACGCAAUGAAUGCGAUUAAGUCGAAAGCGGAAUCUGUAUGAGGUUAUAAUAUCUUGGGAAAACAUGGCAGUCAUUUUAUAACCCCAUUAAAGAAACACAAAUCCUUCCACAUUGCCUGUAAUUUAUAUAUGAAUAAAGGAUUUGUAUAUCUCA